CUCCAGCGCCCUUUCAUGACUCUGCCCGUACCUUCAGGAUGUCCGCAUCAACUUCUCUCGUCAUCCGGCGGACAAUUGGCCCUUCGACCUCGCUACUCCGUACCCAGUCGCAGCGCCGCUAUGCCCGCGUCCACGAUGUGCGCUUCGUAACCACCCACCGUGAUUCAGAACGCAUAUUAGAAAAGUACAGGGACAAACUGGAGCAGAAAGCGAAACAGGAAGGCCAUGACACCGUCUCCUCACUGAAAGAGGCCUACGCCGACAAGAUAAAAAAUUACAAGCGUUCGUCAUCUACACCGUCGAGCCAGUCGCCUUUCCAACCUCCUCCGCCACCGUCUCAACCUACACCACAAGCUGCAGCUCCCACGGCGAAGUCAAAAGCACCCACUGCUCUCAAAUCAAACACCCCCGGCAUUCGGUCACUUUCAUCGUACCUCGACCUAGAUAAGGUUUCGACCCUACCGAACAAAGAGGUGGAAUAUAUCUGGAGACUUCGGCACGCCAAUGAUCCUUUGUCCUUAUGCGCUGUCGUCCCUCUCGAGACAUACAACCGCAUCUAUCGCACAGCCCGAAAACACCCUCAAUUCGUCCUCCCGCUUCCUCGACCGACGGCUGAGGACGGCAGCGGCGACGUCAAACAAUCACCGCAGGGAUUCGAAGGAGGCGAGCGCUCUGCUGCGGACAUCCACUUCCUGCAAUGGGGCUUCCAUCCUCCGGCAGAUGCCUCCGCAAGCUCCAAGGUCAAGACUGCAAAUACACACACAAGUACAGUCCUCUUUACACAUCUGGCGGCUUUCAAGGUACACGGGACAUAUGCGCAACCGCACACAACCAUCACACACCACCUCGACCUUGCUGAUUCUCACGGCAUUGUACUGCUCAAUGGCUCUGUAGUCGAAGGGCGCGGCGUUAGCGUCGAAGAAGGCAGAUGGCUUUUGAUGUGUCUGCAAAAGUUUUAUGACCAUGAAGGCCAUGGUGGAGGCGUAGGACGCGAGAAGCGUCAGGGAUUGCUGGAGAAGUUCAGCAAGGGUGACCAGGGGUUCAACUUGGAAGAACUGGUCGAUGAAGCUGAAAGGAUUUCAUGAAGAGUCCGCGUCUGUUUACAUGAAGCGUUCGCCUCAGCUCCAAAGCUCUUCCCGGUCGACGUCGGUAUUACCUCGCUUGACAUCCGCUUUCCGUGAACUUCUCAAAACGUCUUCGACGAGGAAUUCCCAAAUCGCGUCGAAAUAGCCUGGCUCCGCCACGGUCGAGUUGUGGUCUCCAUUGGGAAACUCCUGCCACACCUUCUUCGCAGGACAUGCCUCGUAUAGGGUCCUCAUCAUUGUGGGAGGCACAAUCUCAUCUUUGAGGCCGGAGAGGAACAACAGGGGGAUGUCCUUGUCUGUUACUUUGGCCAGGCUCUCUUCCGAGUUCCAGCGCUGGUGACAGAGAUAGGCGAUAUAUUUCGCCGGAGGCAUGACCGAGGGUAUCAGCUUGCGAAUUGACAGAAAGGUGUUCUCGAGGAUGACGGCGGCGAUAUCACCUGCCUGCUCAUUUGACUGCAGAAGCUUGACUGCAAGCGCACCACCCAGGCUUUGCCCGUACAGCACGAUACUUGUCUUUCUCAGCUCUUCAUGAUUUCGGACAUAGUCUAGUGCUGUCUGCCCGUCGAUUGUUAAGCCUUCCUCGUCUGGUGAUCCGGUGGACAGGCCGUAUCCUCGAUACUCGACCAUAAAUACGUGGCAACCCAAGCUCUCCGACAAUACUUUGCCUAUGGGCAGGCGAUGGCCAACAUUUCCAGCAUUGCCGUGAAAUGUGACCAAUGUGAUAUUCUUCUUGAGGGAAGGAGUGGGCGGUCGCAAGAGGUACGCGUGGAGGGUUUCGCCGUCGGGGGUAGGGAACUUGAUGGACUCUGCUGAUUUGAGGUUGAACUGGUCGGGCGUAGGUACGUUGGUCCUCGCGCCCGCGGGUAGGUUUGCAGGAUAGAUGAUGUCGUUCUGUUUGAAGUAAAGUAGACUGCUUCCUAGAGCUGCGAGGCCGGAUGAGGCGAAGAUAGGAAUGCGCAAGUAAGAGAACGUUGUACCCAUGGUGGCUGUCCUAAGGAAGCCCAUACAAACGCUUUUGAGGCGGAGAGAGGGUAGGAUGGCUUGAGGUGGGUGCACAUCCGUAAAGAGGAGCACGGCUGGGCCACAGGUGAUGCUGUGAUGAUUUGCGUAGAGACAGGGAGAGGGUUGCGAAGAUACGAAUAUUCGAAGAGGUCGUGCCAGGCUGCGACUAACUCAAGACGUG
Messenger RNA from Exophiala xenobiotica, 2268 nucleotides. RefSeq lists its product as uncharacterized. The transcript has 2 exons. Lineage: Eukaryota; Fungi; Ascomycota; Eurotiomycetes; Chaetothyriales; Herpotrichiellaceae. Bases 39 to 1085 code for a protein of 348 amino acids. Gene Ontology annotation, biological process: mitochondrial proton-transporting ATP synthase complex assembly. The record is from RefSeq and is a predicted model, not a curated record. Gene Ontology annotation, cellular component: mitochondrion.